AACAUCACCAUCGUAGAAGGGAAAGUGAAGCUGAAGAGAGAAGAAAAACACCGAUCAAGUUAUUCAUGCUGAAAAACAACAACAAAGCACCACACCUUUCCCAUUGUUGGGCCAAGAGGCUGACAUUUUUAAAAACAGACACCUAUUGCAGAACUUCAAAAUGCCUCCCAGAAAUGUUUUACUGCUCGGGUUGCUUCCAUCUAUCCGGAGCCUUUCGUGUCUCAUCACGACCUGGCGGAUGCUUUCUCUGCCAUUACCGAAUUCCCUCUAGUACCCAAGACAAGCACACGCACCCCGCCUUGCAUCACAGGGAACUACAAGUCCCACAAUACUCUUCGCAGCGGCGCAUGCUCGCAUUCUCCCAUGGAGCCAAGAUGGCAGACACAGGGACCGGCGGCUCUAGUAGCUCAGGCACGCGGUCAGGUGGCAAGCACUCUUCAACCCCGGCAGAUAAUUACCAUCUGGCUCGAAGGAGGACCCUCCAGGUGGUUGUCAGCUCGUUGUUGACAGAGGCUGGUUUUGAGAGUGCUGAGAAGGCUGCUGUGGAAACCAUGACAGAGAUGCUCCAGAGCUACAUUUCAGAAAUUGGGAGGAGUGCCAAAUCUUUCUGUGAACAUACUGCAAGGACUCAGCCAACCCUUUCAGAUAUUGUCGUCACCUUAGUUGAAAUGGGCUUUAAUGUGGAAACACUCCCUGCAUAUGCCAAACGGUCUCAGCGGAUGGUCAUCACUGCACCACCUGUAACAAAUCAGCCUGUGACUCCAAAAGCCCUGACAGCUGGACAGAACAAGCCUCACCCAUCCCACAUCCCUGGCCACUUCCCAGAGUUCCCAGAUCCUCACACUUACAUCAAGACACCAACAUACCGGGAACCUGUUUUGGAUUAUCAGAUUCUACGGGAAAAGGCUGCAUCCCAGAGACGUGAUGUUGAAAGAGCUUUGACCCGCUUCAUGGCAAAGACAGGAGAGACACAGAGUCUUUUCAAGGAUGACGUUAGCACCUUCCCCUUGAUAGCUGCCAGGCCUUUUGCAAUACCCUACUUGACAGCUCUGCUACCUUCUGAAUUGGAGAUGCAGCAGAUGGAGGAGACUGAUUCAUCUGAACAGGAUGAUCAAACAGACACGGAGAACCUUCCCCUGCACGAUGACUCAGGAGCUGAGAAGGAGAAUGCAUCGGUGCUACAACACAACACCUCCCUUUCUGGAAGCCGGAAUGGAGAAGAGAACUUGAUAGAUAAUCCUUACCUCCGCCCUGUGAAGAAACCCAAGAUCCGCAGGAAGAAGUGAAUUGUGCCAAGAUGAUGGUGUGGGCUAGGAGGAAGCCUUUGGCCCCUGUGCUGUUGAGAUGUGGCACAGGAAAGGCAAAACAAUGCUGAGAGAGGACCAGAUGGAAAAGUGGUCUCUCUGGCCAACAGUUUGUUUUAACUUAAGGUUAAGGCUAAAAUCGUGACCUAGAAGCAUGGCAAACCAUGAAGAUUGAAAUCCAUCUGUCUCUUCCAGGGAACAGCCUGCUCCUUCUUGUGGUACCUACAUCAUCUCUGUCAUCCUUGGGUCGACCUUCCUUUUUUGAGGACUGCAAAUAGAUCAGCAGACAAUGCAAAAUUCUUCUUUGCAUUUUGCCAGUUUCUCAAGACAUUCAGGAGAAUCAUCCCUCCUUUUCUAGCUGCCUGCCUUUUGUAUGUGCUACUUAUAUUGGGAUUCAAGCCAUGCCUCCUUGCUAAUUAAAUAUGAUGUUUGGAUGAGAGGUAGCCAAGGGCACCAGCUGGACAUCUGCUGUUUUGCUUUUGCAAAAACUGAGGCUGUUCAAAACCAUAUGAUUCCUAAAGUCUAUGUGUGCUUGCAGCUGAGGCGUUGGUCUGAUCCUAUAUUUGAUUUGAGCUAUUGGGAGAGCUGAGAGGAGAAAUUCAAUGGUAGGAUCAGUGUGAGAAGAGAAACUUCCCAGCAGACCUGCAGUGCUUGAGACCACAAGAUAUUUAACUUCUUAAAAGUGCAUUUAUAGUUCAGCAUGUUUGUGGCUCUUGGUUCUUCACCUGGAUGAGUUUUUUGUUUAGGGUCUUAUAUCUGCACCUUAUGGCUCAGAGUCUUAGAUUUCUAUUUGUCUUAGCUCCACAGUGGCAGUAUUUCUACCUGCCUCUUGUCCCCAAGUAAUAUUUGUAAAGUGUCACCUGUUGGGGGAGCUUCACAGUGGCAGAAGCCCAGUUUUGCUCAGACAGGCAAAAAGCUACCACUGGUGGUUCUCUGCCAGCUGUUGCAAGUGGAUCCCACAAGAGGCCUGAUCCUCUGGACCCAUGGUUAUGCAAGCCUAGAGCUGGUAUAGUGAAAAAUUACAAGAAAUGGUCCCCUUCCAAUCCCAAUUAGGAUUGCUCUGCAAGUGAAUCUUCACGUUCCCUGCUAUGUGUAUUAAAUGCCUAUUGAGACACUUUCUUAAAACACUUGAUUGAGAAGAAAGAAGAAGAAAAGGGCAACAUCUUGCUGUUUUGUUUUUUCUUCAACGUUUCUGAUUGCCUUUUGGGAUUUUUUUAAAUAUAAGCUGUAUCUGGAAGGAAACAAGAAUAGUGAGAUUGCCUAAAGAAGCCUGGUUCAGAUCUCAUGUCCUGAUUGUCCAAACUGUGGUCAGAGAGUUGAGAAUAUGUUGCAGCAUUUACCCUCAUGUGUACCGGUUCUCUUUAUUUCUUUGUUUCCUCUAACUACAGUUUGCCAUCUGAUGGCAUCUUGAUCAGCCAGACUGUGAUUAGCACUAAACUCCAAACCAUGAUUUGAAACUAUUACCUGGAAGCAAUCCUGCUUAGCUGUACCCAUUGUUUUGAAGAUAGUCUUAACUGAUGUGAAAAACAGCUGGUUUGUGCUAGUUGAUCUUUGGUGGUUACUUGACCAUUUGGUAAGCAUUAGAUCUUGAAGUUGUGAGACCUUCAGUUAGCAUUAAACCACUUUAACUACAGUAGCACUCAUCAGAAGGGCUUCUUGGUCUUCGAACUUUGAUGCUGAACAUUAACUCCAACUUGUGCCAUGUCAGUAGGAUUGGGCUGUAGGUUUGUAGCUUCACAAUGGGCCUAUUGGGAAAUACUCUGAACCCAAUUAAUGCCUUUUUAUGGUUUGUCUGCAGCACCCCUUUAUCGUGUGCUAAUUGCAACUGCUGCUGUCUGUACAUUUUUGCAUAAUUGUACACCUAAUAUCUGACUUGCUCAAACCUGUGUAAAAUACUUGUUCAGUAGCAGUAGCCUUUCAUCUUUUGAUCUAUUCAGAUAAGUAACCUAGGAACAAAAUCCUUCAGGCUUCUAUUUUCUUGUCAUCGGCUGAUUGCCUGGAUAAUUCCUUGCUCUUCCAGCUCAAGAGAUUUUUAUUAGAAAGGCAUACCACCCUUUGAAUGUGUAGAGUUGCCCCAGAUGAUUAGCUAUUCAUCUGUUUUCUUCUACAUCAGGAUUAAGGAACUCAUGUCUUCCCAGAUGUUGCUGGAUUCUGGUUCCCAUCAUUCCUGGCCAUUGGCAGUGCUGUCUAGGGGUUGAUGGGAGUUGGAGACCAACAACAUCUGGAGGGCUGAAGAUUCCCCACUCCUGCCUUAGGUGUUAAUUUCUUUCCUAUUCAGCUAAAGAAAGGCUCCAGAAUUUAAGAACUGGUUGAUGUGGAGAGGAAAUACACUUAGCAACAUUUAUUUUCAAGGUAUCCUAAGACCUCACAUGGAUUAAACAGUCUUCAUUUGCUAGCUUCUGUUCCAUAAUAUCCUGUUGGUGAAAGAAACAGCUUUAUUUGAUUGAUGUCUCAUUCCCUUUCUCCUUCAGUCUCGUCAGAGGGUCUAAAUUGGAUUCACAUAUUCCAGCAAGUCCAACCUUAUUCGCUUGAUGUUUGCAGUUGGUGGUGUGAGUCCUUGUGUUGCAGGGAUGUGUAACCUCUGGCCCUCCAGAUGUUGGAUCCCCAACUUUCUCAGGCUCAUGGCCAAGAAUAAUGGGAGUUGUAGUCCAAAAACAUCUGGAGGACCACAUGUUCAUGGCCCCCAUAUGACCACAGAGAUGCCACAGGAGCAUUAUGGCAACAGCGGCACAUGAAUUGCAUCAGCAGCUGAGGCUGUACCCAGUUGCCAUUUUAACUUUUAAAAUGUCUGACCCCAGGGUGAGAGUGGCAGUGAAUUCAGUGAAAGAACCACCAGCAUUGGGGUUACUGGGCUAAUGAGAGCAAUAAGGUGGUGGACUGAGGGGUUCAGACUUGCCCCCUUGCUGCUCCAGCACUCUUACUGGCCUGGCCCUGCAACUCCAAAACUGCUGUCUUAUUGGCUGAGCUCACUGCAACUCUUCCACCGAGGUUGAGAUUUUUUAAAAUUAUCCAGAAUUACCCAGAAUCUGGUGUGUACCAGCAAGAAGGGUGCAGCUAGCAAGCAGCCUUGCCUCACUUGCUUGAAAUACACCCAGCUAACCAAUUACAGAGGGAGGAAAGGUACUGUUGCUUGUGACAUCUGAAACGUAAAAGAAGGCAGGGUGGGAAAAGAAGAGAGCAACUGCUGUGGGAAUGGAGCAACCAGAGUGAAGGGGGACCUUCCAACCUGGCCCAAACCUCUUCCAGCCUCUGAUCAGCUGAUGGACUGCUUUUUCUUGCCAUUCAAAAAAGAAAAACAAGCCCCUCAUGUAUCAAAUUAUUCUGUCCCUGGGGGGGAAAGUUGUAAAUAAUUUUAUUGGCUAAAAGAUUCUAAAUGUGCCAUUGUCAAUCAUGCUGAUGUACUUUUAUAGACAAAUGUAAAUACAGACAAAUUUAUACAUUUAUAUAUUUUUGGUCAUUGGUUAGGCUUUUUGGCAGUUUUAAAAAGGGUAGCCAAAUACACU
Molecule: messenger RNA, 4807 nt
Organism: Rhineura floridana
Lineage: Eukaryota; Metazoa; Chordata; Lepidosauria; Squamata; Rhineuridae
Gene: TAF8
Product: TATA-box binding protein associated factor 8
Exons: 9
Coding region: 66-1286 (406 amino acids)
Biological process (GO): transcription initiation at RNA polymerase II promoter
Cellular component (GO): transcription factor TFIID complex
Molecular function (GO): protein heterodimerization activity
Source: RefSeq, a predicted model, not a curated record